AGAAGCAGAAGGCUCUCAGGAAGGCACUGUCUGGCUGCGCUUAGCAUGGUGGGGAGUUUUAGAAACUGUGGACUAUCAUCAGGUGUCAUUUUUGGGGUUCUAAUCAUCUACAGUUUUCCAUCAGAAUGCAGUUUGAAGCCAUUAGGAAUAUGUGAACUAGGAGUGCUGAACCAGAGUAUAUCACAGACACACAUAAUGGCAUUUCAGGCCAGAGACCUAUAUAACAUAUCUGUAAACCAACAGGAGUUUCAAGGAACAGGAUUGUGUGACACACCAGUCAACUGGUUAUCCAUUCCAAAUAUUACCAGUUUACAAAGUUCUACAAUCCUACAAAAUAUAUAUCAAACCCUUCAUGACUUCCUUGGUGCAUUCAAAGUUCUAAAAAAAUGUAGAGUUGAAAAUGAAUUCUUCUCCAAACUUCAUGAGGCAAAUAUAAGCAUAUCUGCUCUGCAGUCAAAUAUCUUCUCUAUUUUAUGCAAUAAGAGUGCCGUUUCUCACAUACCAAUAUCUGUUGUUAUUCCUGAGGCGGAUGGAGUGUUUGAUGAAAAGCUGCAAUGUUGCCGGAUACUGAAUAUGUAUAUGAACUUCAUGGUAGCAGUGGAGAGUGGACUUCAGAGACUCAGAGAAGAAACAAGACAAAAGGUGGCUCAGCUGAAAUACAAAAACAACUCUUCUGGGCAGCAAAAAAGCAGGAAGAAGGUGAAAAGAAGGAAGAUUGGUAGUAAAAGGGCAAAAUAAACUGAAAUAAGAACUAGUAGCUGGAUAAGGAACAAUUAGUUCUUGAACAGGAACAAAAAAAGAAGGGGCCAAAAAGGUAAUGGGGUCCAGACAUCCCUAUGGGUUAUGUUUACAACAGGGAGGGAUAGAUAAAACUGUCCAAAAAAAACAACAAUUUCUUUUAUAAUUUUCUUCAUCUGGUAGAAAUGACAUUUAUUGUGGUACACUAUAAAGAAAAUAUGACUUAGUACUGUACUGCACAUAAUAUAUACACGUUGUUUAUAAUGGCAACAUAUGGUCAGUACUGCCUUUUGCUGUGCUGGGGCCUGGGAGAAUACAGACUUUCCAGGCCCCCAUUAUUUAUACAUAAAAAGACUGUCCAGCUUAUUGUCCCUUAGCUGUAACUAGAAAUGGCAUUUAACCACAAAUGAAGGGCUGGGCUGCCUUGUCCUCUAUCUACCACUUUUCCUAAUUACACCUGCUAAUCUGCAGAGGGUCAAUAUUUGUUGGGCUCAGGGCAAGGGCCCUCUUUUGACCCACCCUCCCCAAGACAGCUCUGAAUACAAUAAUGAGACCAAAAGGAAAGAAACAGAUCCGAGCAAGGUGCUACGUUCUCUACACAUGUUCUCUUUACAUGUACAAUUAUUUAUUGACGAUUAUGAUUGUAUAGUUUUCUGCCAGACAGGCAUGAAAAUCUAACAUAAUAUGCCAGUGUAAAAAUAUGUUCCAAACAACUUAGAUAAAUGUUGAAACAUGGCUAUAAAAGGUUCAUUUUAGAAAAUAGUGCAAUGCAUCUGAUGUCCAUUAUAAUCAAAACGCAAGUGCUUUGUACACUCGAUACAACUUCAAAAUUCCCCAAUCAUGCUGCCAUCAUGCUUCUUUAUUCCAGCAAGGCUAACAAGUAAGGGUAGCUUGCUCUGCAGUUGCGGGAAACAUGAAUGAAAGACUACCUGGAUUAGCAGGGUGCAUUAGAAACAACUGACUAUCUCUUGGAGAGCUGAACAAGUUUGUUUGCAAUAUUUGCAAUAGCUACAUUCAUAUGCCCCCACAUAGCCAUUAGAUUUAUUAUUCAGUCCAGGGGAUCUAAGGAUUUACUGUUGUAAACCAUCUGAUGGCCCAAUAACUGCCAUGGAUGGGACUAGACUACAUUACCAAAGAACCUGCUUUCUUGGAAUACAGUUUCCAAAAGCCGCUAACAUGUUUUCUUCAUUUUUUUAAGCAUAUUUGUAGAGUGAGAAGGUAAGGAAACAUUCUAGCAUUCACUGGCAUAUUUCUGCGUUUACCUCACUGAACAUAGUCCCAUUGCAAAUAAAAUUACAGAACUAGAACAAAACAACGCCGUGUUGGAUAAUGAUAUUUACCAGUAAAAAAGUAAGGGACUCGGUGCUGCUAGAACCACACAAAUAACUUUACACAGAGAACUGUAUGUAAAAUUGUCUACUGAGUACAAUUUAAGGAAAACACCACUUACUAGUGUAUCUCUGUAUGUUCCAAGCUAGUCCUUAAUCCUUAAGGAAAUGUAUCUAAAUCCACAUCAUACAAUUGAUAGCAGCUACAGUGUAGUGAUAGAGCGGGCUUUAGGGUAGUGUCAGAUGGCCAUUGUAAUCAGGGAUAGCAGGAUAGUGCAGUGGCACUUUGUACAUUAGUGAUCCUGCCUAAUCAGAGCACAGAGGAGCCACGCAUAAAGCUCUGCACUGAGUCUGACAUCUUGGGUGGCAAAAUGACAAGAAGUGUCCUUGAUUUUAAUUGCUGCUGCUUUGAAUGCUAGAGGUCACACAUGAUCACACAAUGGUAAAGUACAUGUUUGUUUCAAUGAAACCAUUAGGGGAAUAUUUAAAAAACCUUUAAAAGGUAAAAACUCAAAUGUAUUAUGCUCUGAAGCUGCUAACGAUUGAAAUCUGAAAAUACUCCAUCUAAAAACAGUCUAAAUCAUGAAGUCAAUGGCAGAUGGUUGUUACAUGUUUUUUACCUUCAGAAUUCUCAAUAGUUUUGGGCUGUUUGUGCUGCUUUUCGUUUGAUAAUCCAAUAAAUUCGGAUUGUUGGCGCAACCAUUCGAUAAAGCCGAGUUUUCGGGGCGUCAAUUUCGAAAAAAGUUGCACGAUUCAUAUUGACACUCAAUUUUCCUGCGACUUUUUUUGACACUUGAUUUUUUUUCGAGAAGUUUUAUUGGUAAAUUGAAGGGAUUUGGGUUUGGUCAAAUCU
This is a messenger RNA of Xenopus laevis (African clawed frog), 2919 nucleotides long. RefSeq lists its product as uncharacterized. The transcript is spliced from 3 exons. The record is from RefSeq and is a predicted model, not a curated record. NCBI's taxonomy places the organism in Eukaryota, Metazoa, Chordata, Amphibia, Anura, Pipidae. Bases 46 to 738 code for a protein of 230 amino acids.